UAUGCAUUGUGCGACAUUGCGCCUCUAACUUACAUAUAUCAUCAUAUUUUAAACAAAUAAACUUAUCUGUUUUUCAUUCCGAUCUCUUAUAUUCGCUUGCUGGUAUGGAGUAAGCGGCAUGAUAAGUCUCUAUGGAAGAAAUACAAAUACGUUCCUGACAACAAACUCCAACCUGAAGAAAGGGGAGAAUGGCCUCAGAGAAAGCAGAAAAGAGGACAAAGGUGGAAGAUAAGCCUGCUGAUGUGAGAAAGACAGUGUGGGACAGAUUUAAAGAAACAGAGGGAGACAAAUUACCACCCGAUGACCAUGUCUUCUGGAAUAAAGUUUACCUUGUAACCAAACUUUUUUUCUCUGGCUUUCUCUUCAUGGUAAUGCUGUGUUCUGCAGUUGUGUCAAAAGGAGUUUUACUUAUUUUGACAUGGAAUAUAUUCAUACCUGCAGGAGAAACAUCAUCUGCUUUGAAGACGUUUGAUAAACUUUUCCUCUACAACAUUACAGUCAACCAAACCACUACUGGCAAUGACACUGUGACCAAUAUAUAUUACAUUUGGGCGUUGUUUGUUAUGGUUGUUACACCAAAUGUUUUCACAGUACUAUUCUGCGUAUGGAGAAUAAUAUUUAGAAAAUCAGGAACUCUUCGUUUUAAGACACUUAUUUUGGCUCUUAUACCAGCCACACUCCACUCAUUUGGGCUCAGCUUCCUCGUGUUUUACGUGCUUCCCUCUCUUGACCCAAUUUCUGGAUUAUGGUACAGUUGUAGCGUGUCGGUUGUACCAUCAAUUGUAAAUUUUGCCUUCGGAGACAAGAAUGUGCGCAUGCAAAAAGGUGUGAUUAAUUGGAUUAAUGUAUUAAAUAACCAUAUAAAAUAA
Molecule: messenger RNA, 869 nt
Organism: Ruditapes philippinarum (Manila clam)
Lineage: Eukaryota; Metazoa; Mollusca; Bivalvia; Venerida; Veneridae
Exons: 5
Coding region: 189-869 (226 amino acids)
Source: RefSeq, a predicted model, not a curated record